Molecule: messenger RNA, 762 nt
Organism: Iphiclides podalirius (scarce swallowtail)
Lineage: Eukaryota; Metazoa; Arthropoda; Insecta; Lepidoptera; Papilionidae
Source: the annotation of a GenBank genome assembly
AUGACGUCCAGACUGGACCGUCUGUUCGUGUUGCUGGAGGCGGGAGCUGGGGCGGCGACGCGGCGUGCAGCCGCCCGGCAGCUGGGCGAGGUGCAGAAGGCCCAUCCAGAGGAGUUGCACCGGCUCCUGGGCAGGCUGAUGAAGUACCUGCGCUCGCCUGCCUGGGAGACCAGGAUCGCCGCAGCGCAGGCCGUUGAGGCGAUACUCUCAAACGUUCCAGAAUGGCAUCCCACGCCAGCAGCUGUCAAGAAAGAGGAGAAACUUGAGCAGGAAGAUAGCGGGCGCCUCCGAUGCGAGAGCUUCGACAUCGAGCGCGUCCUGAGGCACGGCGCUCACCUCAUGGGCUCCGAGGGUCACGAGUAUGACCUCGACGAGGAGGCCCUGAGUGCCGGAGAUAUUAAGGAGCGGUUGGCAAAACAGAGGCAGCAGUUAAACGCUCGCUUGGGGCUGGACGUCGCGUCUAAACUGGGAGUAGACCUCACGUCGGUCUACUCUAAUGAAGACCUGGUGCCGGCCAAGAUUCAGAUCAAACAGGAUACUUCGCGGGUGGUGGCGCCGGUGCGCGAGACGUGCGCGCAGACGCUGGGCGUGGCGCUGGCGCAGCUGCGCGCGGGCCGGGUGCGGCUGGUGGCGGCCGCGCUGGCCGCGCUGGCGCGCCAGCCGCAGUGGGAGGCUCGCCACGGCGCCCUGCUCGCCUUCAAGUACCUGCUGGCCGCCAGGCAGGACAGUUAUCCUGCUAUCUGGUGCAACCAGCGCCCGGGA